AUGGCCAAAGAAACUGUGUAUGUUGACCCCACAACUGGAGAGCAGAUUCCAAUGAAAGACGGCAAGCCCUGUCGAGUCUGUGUCGAUUUCAAGACAUGGUCAAAGAUUGGCGCUGGAAAGAAGUCGUCAGGAGCAACAGCAGCAGCAGCAGCAGCAACUGAUAAAUCAAACGAGCAAUCCACUGCCACAGCAACUCAGUCAGGUACCACGUCUGCAGAUAAGGCAGCAGAUGCAGGAACCAAAUUUGAUGAGGAAUGGAAGCGCAACAAUUGCCCAGCAGAUGUAAAAACAUUGGGAAGACACACAUGGACAUUGCUCCACACCAUGGCAGCCUACUAUCCCGAAAAGCCGGAAAAGAAACAACAAGAGAGCAUGAAAACUUUCUUUGAGUCGUUUUCUGAGCACUAUCCAUGCUGGUUCUGCAAGAACGACUUCAAGAAGGACAUGGCAGAAAAUCCAAUUGAUGUCACUAGCAGAGAGACGCUGAGUGAAUGGCUGUGUAGACGCCAUAAUAAGGUGAACGAGAAGUUGGGCAAGAAGCAGUUUGACUGCAGUAAGGUGCUUGAACGAUGGAUGACAGGCCCAGCCAAUGGCAAAUGCGACGAAUAG
Messenger RNA from Mucor velutinosus, 609 nucleotides. RefSeq lists its product as uncharacterized. Gene Ontology annotation, molecular function: flavin-dependent sulfhydryl oxidase activity; flavin adenine dinucleotide binding. NCBI's taxonomy places the organism in Eukaryota, Fungi, Mucoromycota, Mucoromycetes, Mucorales, Mucoraceae. The coding region runs from base 1 to 609 and encodes 202 amino acids. The transcript has 2 exons. Gene Ontology annotation, cellular component: mitochondrion. The record is from RefSeq and is a predicted model, not a curated record.